Messenger RNA from Acinonyx jubatus (cheetah), 872 nucleotides. RefSeq names its product olfactory receptor 7A17-like. Gene Ontology annotation, biological process: G protein-coupled receptor signaling pathway. The record is from RefSeq and is a predicted model, not a curated record. Gene Ontology annotation, molecular function: olfactory receptor activity; G protein-coupled receptor activity. The transcript is spliced from 3 exons. Gene Ontology annotation, cellular component: membrane. Bases 51 to 872 code for a protein of 273 amino acids. Lineage: Eukaryota; Metazoa; Chordata; Mammalia; Carnivora; Felidae.
UGAAAAUUAGUCAUGUUAUUUUCCCCUUUAUUGGUAGUCACCUCCACCACAUGGACCCAGGAAAUGAUAUAGGAAUUUCAGAAUUUCUUCUUAUGGGAUUUUCAGAAGAAACAGAACUGCAGCCCCUCGUAUUUGAGCUUUUCCUCUCCAUGUAUCUGAUCACUGUGUUUGGCAACCUGCUCAUCCUCCUGGCCAUUAGCUCUGACGCCCACCUCCACACCCCCAUGUACUUCUUCCUGGCCAACCUGUCCUUUGUAGACAUUUGCUUCACCUCCACCACCGUCCCGAAGAUGCUCUGGAACAUCCAGACCCAGACCAAAGUCAUAACCUAUGAGGACUGUAUCACACAAAUGAACUUUUUCAUAACCUUUGCAGGGAUGGAUGACCUUCUCCUGAAUGUGAUGGCCUACGACAGGUUUGUGGCCAUCUGCCACCCGCUACAGUACAUGGUCAUUACGAACUCCUGGCUCUGUGGACUCCUGGUCCUGGUGUCCUGGAUCCUGAUGGUCUCUUUAUUUUACUGUACAAGCCUAGGAGUGUACCUUAGCUCUGCUGCUAUCCGGAGCUCCCACUCAAGUGCAACAGCCUCAGUGAUGUACACGGUGGUCACACCCAUGCUGAACCCCUUCAUCUAUAGCCUGAGGAACAAAGACAUUAGUUCCUCUGAUGAGAUUCUCUGGUAUGGCAGCUAUAAAAGGGCCAAUUGUCUUGUGCUGAAAAUAAAUAAAAAGUUCUACUCCAUCCAGAAUCAAAGAUGGAAGAAUAGUCUCCACCUCCUGAUGGAAGGUACUGCGCACAUUGCCAAAGAUAUGAUUACAGAGAAAGACCAGGACUUGGGGCCAUCUCUGCAAACAGUCUACCACUGCUGUUAA